ACACGCGCCGCACGCUCUCCACCGUCGAUCCUUCGUGCAAAGACCCGAAGGUUGGCACGGGGUCGUCGUUGUUGUCCGCCGGCGUUCUCCUUCGUCCUCACUUUGAGGGAGGAUGCGAGUCACCUGCCGACUGGGAAAGAAGGAUCGUUAGAUCUCGUGCGCGACGUGCCUUACCCGCUCCCGCUUGCCUGAUGAACUUUUCUUUCAUCUUCGUUCCGUGACAUAUCCGGGUAUAUAUGAGAGUUAUGCCAGCUGUUUGAUAGAACGUGAUCGACUCGGAGGAAAGGAAGUUACAAUUAGGGUGCAUUCAAGACUGCUAGUAAAUCAGGAGGCCGUGGAUGCAGCCGGGAGUCGGCAGUGGCAGGGGCCCUUCGGGCGGGACAGGUGACGAUGAGGCCCCAAAAGACCCGGGCGCGCGGAUCACCCAUCAGUCUUACACGGAAAAAGAUUAUGAAGGUCACAGGGCGCACACGGUAUAUGUGGGCGUGCAUUUACCAGGGGAAAGGAGACACCGCCGGCACCAUAAGCAUCACCAUUCACAACGGCAGCCGUACCCCUGUGGUAAGGAGGAUGUCGACAACGAUAGACCAAUCACUCCACCAGCCCAGAGAGUGCAGUUUAUCCUUGGCGAGGAAGUCGGUGACGAUGCACACGAAUCGCAUCCGUUGUUCUCGGAAAUGGAGGAGCUCAUCAAAGAUGGCGAUGAAAUGGAAUGGAAGGAAACAGCGAGAUGGAUCAAGUUCGAGGAAGAUGUCGAAGAAGGCGGUAAUAGAUGGAGCAAACCUCAUGUUGCCACUUUAUCACUGCACUCACUCUUUGAGUUAAGGAGCCUGCUUUUAAACGGGACCGUCAUGCUCGAUAUGGAAGCAGGCAGCUUAGAACAAAUAGCUGAUCUUGUUCUCGAUAACAUGAUUAAUAAAGGAGUACUGUCGGUCGAAUUGCGAGAGAAGGUGAGAGAAGCCCUUCUCGUCCGACAUCGGCAUCAACAUGAAAGACGUAAAGACAAUAACAUGUCGAAGUUACCGAUCAUAAGAUCGUUAGCUGAGAUAGGACGCAACCAUUCCUCCUCAAAGAACGAAUUUGGCAUACCCCACGUGGUGGGAUUCACGACGUGGUUCGCGAUGUGUCCGCUAAAAGUGGAGGAAUCGAAUUCCGCUCCGGCGAUCGCCGGCGCAACAAGUCAGGGCAGUGGAGCCGCGCUGAAUGCUGGUAGCCGCUUCCUUGCGAUACCCGGCAAUCCCGGCCAAGAACCAGGCAGCAACGGCAUGGAUCGGAGUCCCAGCAGCGUGUCUAUCAGCAGAAAUCACAGCUCCUCCGCUUUAGAGAACGGAGACGCUAAUCACAAGGGUAAUACGCACUUUAUGAGGAAGAUACCAGCCGGCGCUGAGGCAAGCAACAUACUCGUAGGUGAAGUCGAUUUUCUUGACAAGACUUUAUCCGCAUUCAUCCGGUUGAGCCAAGCCGGAAUAAUGGGGGACCUGACAGAAGUUCCUGUUCCGACAAGAUUCAUUUUUGUCCUCUUGGGACCCAUGGGUGGGAUCUCGGGUUUCCACGAGAUUGGUCGAGCUAUGGCGACCUUGAUGUCCGACGAAGUCUUCCACGACGUGGCUUACAAGGCAAAAAAUAGAAAUCAUCUCUUAGCUGGUAUUGACGAGUUCCUAGAUGCCGUGACGGUAUUACCACCCGGUGAGUGGGAUCCAGCAAUCAGAAUAGAACCGCCAGCCGCUAUACCGUCGCAGGAAGUCAGAAAGAGACCCAAAGAGGAAAAGCCUAAGGAAGAGUUCGACGAGGAAGCCGAUGAACAAAAGCUAAGGGAGGAAUCCGGCCUUUCGAGAACCGGUAGACUGUUCGGCGGUCUGAUUAACGACGUUAAAAGAAAAGGUCCAUUUUACUUUUUCGAUUUCAAGGAUGCCCUUGCACUUCAAUGCGUCGCGUCUUUUAUUUUCUUGUAUUUCGCCUGCUUGUCACCCAUCAUUACUUUCGGUGGCCUCCUCAGCGAGGCUACCGGAAAAAACAUGGCUGCUAUGGAAUCGCUGGUUUCCGGUUUCGUCUGCGGCAUUGGAUAUGGGUUCUUCUCUGGUCAGCCAUUGACUAUACUUGGUUCCACUGGCCCAGUUCUAGUUUUUGAGACGAUUGUCUACGAAUUCUGCAAAAAGGUCGACUGGACUUACAUGUCUUUCCGUUUCUGGAUCGGUACAUGGAUUUCCGUAAUUUUGAUGAUUCUCGUGGCUCUUGACGCAAGUGCUUGCGUUUGUUAUAUUACUCGAUUUACGGAGGAAAAUUUUGCUACCCUCAUCGCCUUCAUUUUUAUCUAUAAGGCAAUCGAAAACGUGCUUUCAAUCGGCAAAAAAUAUCCCUUAAAUCCUUAUCCUGACGAAACAUUGGAUUACGAUUGCUGGUGCAAACCACCGAAUACCAGUCUGCCAUCCAGUUAUAACAGUAUGAAUUGGACGAUGUUAGAUAAAACGGCUUGCGAGAAUUACAAUGGCACUAUGAUAGGUGAUGGCUGCAACAUACCACAUUAUGUACCCGACGUGUUCCUUAUGUCAAUUAUCUUAUUCAUGGGCACGUUCUUACUAUCAAUAGAGCUCAAGGAUUUCAAGAACGCUUUAUUCUUUCCCUCAAAGGUGAGGCAAGUGGUGAGCGAUUUUGCAGUAAUAAUAGCGAUAUUCUCUAUGAGCACAUUGGAUCAUUUCGUGGGCAUUCCAACACCGAAAUUGGAGGUGCCAGCGGAGUUCAAACCAACAUUGGAAGGACGAGGAUGGAUAAUCUGGCCUUUUCAAGGGAAUCCGUGGUGGAGUGCUAUCGGGGCAUUUCUCCCUGCUUUGUUGGGUACUAUAUUGAUCUUUAUGGAUCAGCAAAUCACGGCCGUUAUUGUUAAUAGAAAAGAGAACAAAUUAAAGAAAGGAUGCGGGUACCAUCUGGAUCUUUUUGUCCUGUCGAUCUUGAUCGAGAUAUGCUCGGUAAUGGGACUUCCGUGGUUUGUCGCAGCGACAGUCCUCUCCAUAAACCACGUGAACUCAUUGAAAUUGGAAUCUGAGUGCGCCGCGCCGGGCGAGAAGCCGCAGUUUUUAGGUGUCCGUGAACAAAGAGUUACUCACAUACUGAUUUUCCUGAUGAUCGGGUGCUCGGUGCUCCUAACACCGAUGUUAAGAAACAUACCGAUGCCGGUGCUGUUCGGUGUCUUCCUGUACAUGGGUGUCGCGUCGCUAAAAGGUCUUCAAUUCUUCGAUAGGAUUCUGAUAAUGUUGAUGCCUGUUAAGUAUCAGCCAGACUACAUGUUCCUUCGCCAGGUUCCGUUGAAACGUGUACAUAUGUUCACUGCGAUUCAACUUGCUUGCCUCGCCUGUCUGUGGAUCAUAAAGUCCUUCAGUCAUACUUCUAUUUUGUUUCCUUUAAUGCUCGUGGUAAUGAUUGGCAUACGCAAAUCCCUGGAUUUGAUGUUUACGCAACGCGAGCUGAAAAUCCUCGACGACAUAAUGCCGGAAACAACCAAGAAACAUGCCGACGAUCUUCGUAAGCUGGAGAACGGCGAGGAUCACAACGAAACGAUGGGAUAUGGACCUCCUGCAGGGAACAUUCAGAUCUCUUUAGCUAAUGGGAACAUCAUGAAGAUUCCUUUAACGAGUAUCAAUAUCAGCGAGGAGGUGAACAAAACUGGUAUCUGGCAACAAGUCAAUGAAGGCAACGAAAAAACGAAACAGUCAAAAUCACUAAUCAAUGUGGGAAAGCAAAAGAAGCAUCCAAAGAAGGACAACUCGUUGCUGACCGACGAGACAACGAGGCUGACGACAAUGACUGAAGAAGACGAAGAUGACAGUGGAAUCUCGAUCAAGGUAGAUUUAAUACGAUCCAAGGAAAGCAUCAGUCCUUUAAAAGCAAAUGGUACUACUUCAGCCGAAACUUCCGUUUAACAAGAGGACAGCAAAAACAAACAUAUGCUAACGCAACGUACAAGUUUCUUUAUUCGAUCGUUUCAAAACUUUCAUCUUUAGAGUUUUUACUCUGCAAUCUCCUAUCUUAUAAAUUACCAUUUAACUGGCAUAACAUGUAUAAGAUAAGAGUCAUAGAUCAUGCCAUUUAAUUCCCUGAGAACUUGUACCUUUCUACAAAAAUGUUUCCUGUCAUUUAUCUAUUACUUUUAAUUGUAUUAUAUUUGUAUCAUAUUUAGCGAACAAUGCGCGUCGCUCUUCGCGAGUACACUGCAAUUUGUACACAACUGUAAAUGAGAUCCGUCAUUCAUAGUCUCAACAUGUUUGUACAUAAAAACAAUUCAACAAGAUUCGCCAAUAGUAUCCAAUAAAUUCAAUUGUGAUUUUACGAAAGUUUAUUUCUCAUCCCCACUACCAUAAGGUAGUCGUAUGUAUUAUUACAAAACAGUCUAUUUUUGUUUAAUUAUUUAUGUAACAACCGAUUCCGCUUUAUUAAUAUUACAUGUGAAUUGCAAGGAUACGUGAAAGAAAACGAAAAAUGAGAAAAAAAAGGAAAGAAAAAAUGAAAGAAAAAAUGAAAGAAAAAAGU
This is a messenger RNA of Mycetomoellerius zeteki, 4521 nucleotides long. RefSeq names its product Na[+]-driven anion exchanger 1 (gene Ndae1). The coding region runs from base 339 to 3914 and encodes 1191 amino acids. The record is from RefSeq and is a predicted model, not a curated record. The transcript is spliced from 23 exons. Gene Ontology annotation, molecular function: solute:inorganic anion antiporter activity; sodium:bicarbonate symporter activity; monoatomic anion transmembrane transporter activity. Gene Ontology annotation, cellular component: plasma membrane. Lineage: Eukaryota; Metazoa; Arthropoda; Insecta; Hymenoptera; Formicidae. Gene Ontology annotation, biological process: transmembrane transport; monoatomic anion transport; bicarbonate transport.